Messenger RNA from Ascoidea rubescens DSM 1968, 336 nucleotides. It is a transcript of the gene SPT4, whose product is annotated as transcription elongation factor SPT4. The transcript is spliced from 2 exons. Gene Ontology annotation, molecular function: RNA polymerase II complex binding; zinc ion binding. The coding region runs from base 1 to 336 and encodes 111 amino acids. Gene Ontology annotation, cellular component: DSIF complex; nucleus. NCBI's taxonomy places the organism in Eukaryota, Fungi, Ascomycota, Saccharomycetes, Ascoideales, Ascoideaceae. The record is from RefSeq and is a predicted model, not a curated record. Gene Ontology annotation, biological process: chromatin organization; mRNA processing; regulation of transcription elongation by RNA polymerase II.
AUGUCCAGACGAUCAGAGCGAGCUUGCAUGUUGUGUGGCAUAGUCCUUCAGUUCAGGGAAUUCAAGGGCAAAGGAUGCCCAAAUUGCGAGUCUGUUUUGAACUACAAGGACAGCGAGGAGUCGUUGGUCCAGGAGUGCACCUCCCCAGCCUUUGAGGGUCUAGUGGCUGUGGGUGAUCCCUCUGGGAGCUGGGUAGCGAAGUGGUUGCGAAUCGAAAACUUUGUUCCUGGGUUAUAUGCUGUAAAGGUAAAUGGGAGAUUGCCUCCUGAUGUUGUCUCGCGUUUGGAGGACAAUGGCUUUCACUACAGACCGAGAGAUGGCAGUGUAACAGACUGA